UCCAAAGAUUUACCAGUGAAGUAACGAGAAUCACGAUUGGCUGAGAGCUAAGCAAUUAACAAAAUUUUACAUCAUCUACAGAUUAACCAAGACACAAGCAGUGACGACAAACCAUAAACAUCUUAUUGUUUUUGGCAUGGAAUCAAUGUUUAUAAUUAUGUCCAAUGUUCAAGUGUUUUGGGAUUCUUUUGUUUUUGUUGUUUUGUUAUGUGCCAAUUUUAAUUAAAACAUUUUCUCAUUCUUUAAGAGCGUACUUAACAUUAGUUUCGAACAGUGAAAGUUAGCGCUAUAGAAGUAUGCUUUAAUAACUUAUCAGAACUAUAUUAAUAAUCAUGUAAAGGAGAUAUUUUGCCAUUCUUUGCAUUGUAUGGGAUGGAUACACAUUUUAGAAAGUCAAUUUUUGCGCCGAAAACUUCAAUUGUACCAAAACUUUCGUCCGUUGGAAGGCGGAACGAGAAUCGAAUAUGCAUAAAUGUAGGAGGUAGGAAGUUUGAAACCUACAAAACAACGUUAAAAGCUAUUCCUGAUACAAGACUGUCAUGGUUAUCUGAAAACAGAAGUCUCAAUCCCGACUAUGACCCAAGCACAGGAGAAUACUUUUUUGAUCGGCAUCCCGGUAUGUUUCAAAUGAUUUUAAACUAUUACCGUACAGGGAAACUGCAUGUGCCAAUGGACGUCUGCGGACCGGCAUUUGAAGAGGAACUAGCUUACUGGGGCCUUGACGAAACUCAAAUAGAGCCGUGUUGUUGGAAUUCCUAUAGGUCACACAGAGAUGCACAGGAAACUUUGAGGGAAUUUUCUAAUAGUGACAAUGAAAAUGACAGCGAUGAUGAAGAAGAAGUGGAAAUGAGGGCACGAUUUGGAAUUUCGGAUGAUUUUAUCGAAAAGGAAAAAUCUUGUUGGGAUAAAUUGAGACCACGGCUUUGGAAUUUUCUUGACAAUCCCAGGGCUGAUAGAGCUUCAAAGAUUUAUGCAAUAAUUUCCAUAGCUUUUAUCAUCACAUCAAUAGCAGUAUUUUGUCUGGAGACUCAUAUACAGUUCCGGUACAAGGUCAACCCUAAUAUAUCACUGUCCGGACUAAAGGUUUCCGAAACACAGAGGCUCACCCGUCCGUUACUUUUUAUUGAUAUUAUAGAAUACGGUUGUAAUGCAUUUUUUACUUUAGAAAUAUUUGCACGACUUUUAGCAUGUCCCACUUUUAAAGCAUUUGCAAAAGAACCUCUUAACUGGUUGGAUAUUGUAUCAAUAAUUCCAUUUUAUGCUGCAAGAGUCUUGGAAAUUUUAAGCAUGGAAGGUACGGUUGCCUUUCUUUGUGUAAGUGCAUUACGCCUAAUAAGAAUUUUCCGAAUACUUCGAUUGACUAGACAUUUUAGUGGACUUAAAAUUAUAGGUCAUACAAUUCGUGCCAGUGCUAAAGAAUUACUCCUUCUCUUUCUAGUUCUUAUAAUCGGCAUUCUGAUAUUUGCCGUUGUGAUAUUUUUUGCCGAACAGAUUGAUGAAAAUUCAAUAAACGAUUUUCAAAACAUUCCAAUGGGAUUCUGGUGGGCAGUUGUUACUAUGACAACACUUGGAUAUGGUGACAUGGCGCCACGGACUGGAUUCGGAUAUCUAGUAGGUACUAUAUGUGCUGUUUGCGGACUGCUGAUGUUAACACUUCCUGUACCGAUAAUAGUUAAUAAUUUCACAUUGUAUUACUCUCAUGCUCAAGCAAAGAUGAAACUUCCUAAGAAAACGAAAAAGAUUUUAGUUGGUGCAGAACAUAUGUUAAAAGAAACAAUUUCAAACCAAUCCAUUGCAGAGGAAGACGAAACCAAACCAAUAACAGGAAACAGUAGUGGGAAGGAUGUAGAAAGAAAAACCAGUGGGGACAGUGCUUUAGGUAGCGAUAAUAACACAUCACAGGAAUCUCAAAAUGGUACAACUGGCAUAAGUGUGAUAUUUACAGAUGAUUUAACAGACAAUCAUAUUACACCAUCAGUGACGUCAUCGCCUGUUUUAUGUGAUGAUAUUCGGCACCACGUAGACGUUGAUAAUAACAAUAUACAAACCAGUAAAGAAAAUUGUGUUUUUAAAGAACACGAGGAGGAACUUCCAAUUCAUCGUCGACACAGACUAAAACGAGGUAGUUACUUUGCACCACAGAGUACCAGCUCAAAGAAAACGUCCUUGACAAGUAUUGACGUUUAACUACGUGUAAGAGGGUACCAGCUCAAAGAAAACGUCCUUGACAAGUAUAGACGUGUAAUUACGUGCCAGAGAGUACCAGUUCAAAGAAAACGACCUUGAAAUGCAUAUAGAUGUUUAAUUAAAGAAUAACAGAUAGAUACAUUUAUUCAGAACACCAAACUGGUUUACGUCAUGACCAGCUACACUCAUUCAGAAUCCUAUUCAUUUCAUACAUUUUGUUAUUACAUAUUAUACUGAAGUCUAUGGUUUAUCAUUAUUAAAAUUAAACUCCA
This is a messenger RNA of Mytilus californianus (California mussel), 2459 nucleotides long. Its product is annotated as potassium voltage-gated channel protein Shaw-like. The record is from RefSeq and is a predicted model, not a curated record. The transcript has 4 exons. NCBI's taxonomy places the organism in Eukaryota, Metazoa, Mollusca, Bivalvia, Mytilida, Mytilidae. Gene Ontology annotation, molecular function: protein binding; delayed rectifier potassium channel activity. The coding region runs from base 373 to 2187 and encodes 604 amino acids. Gene Ontology annotation, biological process: potassium ion transmembrane transport; protein homooligomerization. Gene Ontology annotation, cellular component: voltage-gated potassium channel complex; membrane.